Molecule: messenger RNA, 2916 nt
Organism: Petromyzon marinus (sea lamprey)
Lineage: Eukaryota; Metazoa; Chordata; Hyperoartia; Petromyzontiformes; Petromyzontidae
Source: RefSeq, a predicted model, not a curated record
GACCGCGGUCCCUAACCUGUGCGAUUCGCAGCCGAAGGAGACCGGCGAACUGCGACGUUUCGUGUGGUGGAGGCAGCGGCCCUCUCAAUGACCGCUGAUGGUUUCGGUUGUCUUAUCGAAAGGUUUCCCUCCACUUCUAUAUUUAAAUGUAUUUUUUUGUUUGUUAAUACCUUUCUCGUCCGCCGAGGCCAAGCCGGGCAGAGCUGGGCUGUUUGAAGAUCCAAUAUAUAUUUUUUGGGGGGGGGGUAUUCCUGUAAAAAGUGCCGUUGUUGUUUAGAGGCUCUACGUAAGAGAUACCCUUUUAUUCGCAAAUUAUGCCAGAGGAUUAUUUUUCCAGUCGAGAAUCUUGACAAACUCCACGGCUCCCUGUUUAGGAGCGACGAAUAGACGUGGGAGGAGAACGAGGAGGAGAAAGAGACGAGUUGGGGGUUGUUUGUUGAGUCGCACUCCGAAACUCAAAAGUAUCUUUCUUCACAACAGGAAUGGCGUGCGCGGUGGCCUGCCCACUGCCGGAGCCUAGCGGGGACUUCCCGGCGUGGCUGGAGGCGCAGGGUGUGAACGCGGAGGUGGCCCGGGCCAUGGACUCCGAGCUGGGCAUCCGGGACUACGGGGUCCUGCGCGCCUGCGUCGGGGACGGCCUCGUGCGGGCCGAGCUGCUGGCCACGGCGCGCGACCGCCUGCCCUUCGGCUUCUACGCCGUGCUGCGGCAGGUGGUGAAGGCCCUGCAGGGGGCCGAACCCCACGACGCUGGGACGCCGUGCUGGGACGAUGAUGCCGCCGCCUCCACUUCCUCUCCUGGCGACGUGACGCUGGGAGGCCUGAUGGACGUGCUCCUCACGCUGUUUAGCAGCUUGAGCCGGGAACUGCUGCUGUCCGUGCAGAGGAUGCGUGACAUGGACAAUGAUAAAUAUGUCAUGGCUUCUGCUUUAUCAACGGGUGCUCUCCAUUCCGAUGUCAUGGAAGAUGAAACGCAUCCAAGGGAAGAAAAUGAAAGCAACUGGACCACAGCACCAAAUGACUCCAGAUCAAACUUGACGGGGAACCUGAUUAAAAGCGAGCCCCCUGAAGGUGAUCAUCUCUUGGACUUCCACCCAAAUCUCAUCAUCCAACAUGUGACCUCACUUCUUGAUUCAGGAGCAGACCUCGCUUGUCCAGCUGAUGGUGAACCGCACACCUUAGCACCGGAGCAGUGGGAAGAAACACAGCAAGAAGAAUCAGCUGCCACCUCUAUCACUAAGAACACAUCGCAGCAACGAAAGAACCAAACCAUAAGGAACAUCAUGAUGAACCAGAAGCAGCAGCAGCCGCCCCUUGUGAACGAGAUCGAGUCACACGAGUUUCAAAUUGAUGCAGCCGAUCCUGUAGGAAACCCUCAGGCGGAAAGCUCUGGUGUAAAACCGCAUCGGUGCGAGGUGUGCAAGAGUAGCCUUUCAUCACCUGACGAACUGGAGGCCCACCUGUGCAGGCACACCAGCAAGAAGGUGCACAGUUGCAAGGUGUGCGGGCGUGCCUUCUUCCAGGCCACUGGUCUAAACAUCCACCUGCGCACGCACACGGGCAAGGCACCGUACACCUGCGGCGUGUGCGGUGAUGGCUUUUGGCAGUCCAGCGACCUGAAGAUCCACUUGUGCAAACACACGGGCGAGAGACCGUACCAGUGCGAGGUGUGUGGGCGUGGCUUUUACCGGGCCUUUGAGCGGAAGGUCCACAUGCGCACGCACACGGGCGAGAAGCCGUACGUCUGCCAGGUGUGUGGGCGUAGAUUUUUACGAUCCAACGAGCUGAAGGUGCACACACGCAUUCAUACCGGAGAGAAGCCGCAUGUCUGCAUAGUGUGCGGGCGCAAAUUCACGAUCUCCAGUGACAUGAAGAAGCACCUGCGGACACACACGGGUGAUAAACCGUACCCUUGCUCAGUGUGUGGGCAGUGCUUUGUUCAGCGCUCACAUGUCAAGAAGCAUGAGCGAACAAAGCAUGGCUUGGGGAAAUCCUGAAAAGAUGAUUGAGAGAUGUUUCACAUACUUGGAUUAUUGAAUGUCUCAAACAUAUAUGAUAUUUCCCCCCCCCCCCCCACAGCAUUACCUUUGGCACUCUGGACUAAUAUGAUCUCAGAUCUCUCCAUUAGAUACUGACUGCCAGAAUGUAUUGUGCUUAAGGAAGGAGAGAUUAGCUCUGUGGGAGUAGAAUGGGAACAACGGUGAGGCCACGUAACCCUUUCCCGUUCCGAGAUGACUGCAAGUGGCAGGGUGGGUCCCGUUCCCCGCUGAAUCAGGGAACACGCAAGCUUUCUAGAGUUAAUUUUAUUUAGAGGCAUAGCUUUAUUUUUUUAUAUCUACGGUGACUUUACCAAAAGAACCAAAGAAUAUGAAUUCCUGCAGUCAUGAAAGUUUCGAGUCAAAAUUUAGAGGCAUAGCGCUGUUCUUUUUGAAGACAUUUUACUGUACUCACCGCAGAGAACUGUAAUGACACGUCCACACGCUAUGGAGGCUCGUGCCAAACGGUGUGAUGUACACGUAUGUAAUCGGAAUGGGAAAUGGUUCAUAAGGAUCAAGUGGAAUCGAUAAGGAACCUCCCUCCCCCCACUUUGUUCCUCAUGGUAGCAUUUACUUAUUCACUAACAUGAUGGUAUCCUGGAAAUAAAACAGAUGUGUUAUGAAAGCAAUAAUAGCUCGUAUAUAUGCAUUGCGGUUGUACUGUUCGCCUUUUGACAUUUUCUGGUCUAACACGGGUGUUGAAACAAGACCACAAAGAAGGUUUUCUCUGAUUUAGGCCAGUCCAUUUCAAAGACUGCGUUUAUUAUUGGAGCAUAUUUGCAUGUUUUGCAACAUGUAUGUUUGGAUCAUAGAGACUUGAUGCCUUGGUGUUUUGAACAUCUUAACACCUGUUUUCAUUAAACUUGAUUUGAAGCUUUCGUGA